This is a messenger RNA of Ostrinia nubilalis (European corn borer), 1750 nucleotides long. Its product is annotated as putative tyrosine-protein phosphatase auxilin. NCBI's taxonomy places the organism in Eukaryota, Metazoa, Arthropoda, Insecta, Lepidoptera, Crambidae. The transcript is spliced from 4 exons. Gene Ontology annotation, molecular function: clathrin binding. The coding region runs from base 39 to 551 and encodes 170 amino acids. The record is from RefSeq and is a predicted model, not a curated record. Gene Ontology annotation, cellular component: vesicle; intracellular membrane-bounded organelle; cytoplasm. Gene Ontology annotation, biological process: clathrin-dependent endocytosis; clathrin coat disassembly.
GCUGUAGUGUGAUCUAGUGUGGGCGCGGCUCCGUGUCCAUGGGCGCCUCGCCCGCCCAUACUCCCGCGCACCAGCCCGACUACAGCCGUCAGCACUUCGAGCCAGCCAAGACCCCAGCGGACGAGAAACCCAAGAAAUCAGGAGACGUGUUCGGUGAUUUACUCGGCAGCCAAGGGUACGACUUCGCCAAGCGCGAGGCCGGGCCUAAGACCAUGAACGCUAUGAAGCGGGAGGAGGUGGCCAAGGAUAUGGACCCGGAGAAACUCAAGAUUCGGGAUUGGACGGAAGGCAAGAAAGCGAACAUUCGCGCUCUCCUGUGCUCGCUCCACACGGUGGUGUGGGAUGACUGCCGCUGGACGCGUUGUGACAUGUCGCAGCUCGUCACGCCCGAUCACGUCAAGCGGAACUAUAGGAAGGCCUGCCUCGCUGUGCACCCUGAUAAGCAAAUGGGCACUCCCAACGAGAACAUAGCAAAGAUGAUAUUCAUGGAGCUAAACAACGCGUGGAGCGACUUCGAAAACGACGCGAAGCAGCAGAACUUGUUCCAGUAAACCACUUUACUCCGUUUGUAUGACACUUUGUCAGUUGUUAUUUAGGGCCGAGCUUCAAUCAUUAUCUUGAUCAAAGUAAAAAUUAUAACAAGCAUGUUGAAUAAAACUGGAGUCAUUUUGAGAAGUGAUUGAACUAAUCGAACAUAUUUCUCUCAAUUUCUUAAUCCAUCUCGGGAAAAAUAAAAAGAUACGGGUAACUGUAGGAAGGAAGAAAGGAAAUGAUUGAAUGCUCGACCCUUACACUUAUUGUCUUCUAAAAAUAUUUGUGUAACUUUGACUUAUAAACCGAGUGGUAUGAUAAGUAAUAACAAUUCCAUAAUAUGUUUAUAAAUCCAAAAGUAACUUCGAACUUUCUCCUUGGUCAAUGACAUUCGCAAGCGUGUUAAUAGUUAGUGGCUCAGCGUGAUGUAAUUGCUGCACUGUGAAAUUGUGUGGAAAGUGGAAAGGUAAAUACUUUCGGUCGUCUAUAACACUAUUAAUUCUUCGUACUGGUAAUAGUUGCAUAGUAAACAACUCAUAAAAAUUAAUUUGAAUGCGCACACUGUUCAUUCUCCAAUAUCAUUCCUGUUUCUUUAUUGUCCGGACUCGAGUUCCAUAAAAAUCUUAAUUGAUACUCGAAGUGACACAAAUAUUAUGUACUGAUAGAACACUUGUAUAACAGGUUUCGAAAUUGUUAUCGCUUAAAAUUGUUAAUAGCAGCAUCCCAGCAUUGGUGUUAAACGUUUUAUCGUAACUAGAUAUAGAAUAGUUAUUUUAAUCUUGAUAAUAUUUUAAGCGUAGUGAAGGCAACGAUACAACACUAUACUUUUGCUUAUUAAGUUUUGCUCAAACUUAAUUCUUGCAACCACUAAAAUCAAAUCAUACCUUUCUUUGCUUAGAGUCAAAUUUCAUUAAAAUAGUAUCACGUAUUGAAUAACUAUUUUAUUGGGCGCUGUUACUUAAAAUAAAAUAAUCACUAUUAAAAACAGUUUGGCAGCGAAGUAAUAGUACAUUUUUUGAAACGUAUCUGUGUAAAGUUGCUGAAAAUGAUGAAGGAAUGCUGAUCCUAAUUGUCUGUUAGAUUUCAAUGUGUACUAUUAUAAUUUUAAUUUAUGUUUAAGCAAUUCAAACAGACGCUUUUUAUAUAAUAAUCACGUAAGAUGUUAUAAAUAUAUAAAUCGGAUUUUAUGGGUAUAAAAUUUUGAUUCUGGUACACUUCA